AUGACUAACCUGUCGAUAUUUGGUCUAUCACACGCGGUGUACACAAAGGGUGUCUCAGAGGGAGCCUCAGUCAAUUUGGUCUAUGAUGAAAACUUGAGAGGAACAGCGACAAUGAGUGCGAUUCCUUACAGGGGCCAGGGAGCUGUUAAUGCAAUAGACGGAGAUACAGGCAUCCACCAUCCAUGUACCAGUAUUGACGUAUCGGGGGAAUAUGAACAUGUUUGGUGGAAAGUGUGGAUGCAGAGGACUUUCAACGUUGCUGAACUCAAGAUUUAUUUUGAAGCUACAAGUUGUGAUGCAACGCGAUAUAAUGAACGUUGUUCUCAUGUAUGUGACAGAAGAUGUCUCAAUCAACACUGUGAUACCUAUACUGGUGAAUGCAUAUAUGGCUGUAGUGAAGCACAUCGUUCUGGACCGUAUUGUGCAGAAUGCGAUAACAGACAUUACUUGAGUGACUGUAGCGGUUUAUGUGGACACUGUAAAAAUGGGGGCCGAUGUCACAACAUCACAGGAAAUUGUAUUCAUGGAUGUCAAUCCAACUGGCAGGAACCUUUUUGCCGAGAAUGUGAUGACAAACACUUUAAAAGAGAUUGUAGCGGUUUAUGUGGACACUGUAAGAAUGGAGACCGAUGCCACAACAUCACAGGAAAUUGUACUCGUGGAUGUCAACCAAACUGGCAGAAACCUUUUUGUCAAGUAUGCAGCCCUUACAAGUAUGGACCUAACUGUGUAUUUGAUUGCGGACAUUGUAAAGAUGGGCGUCCUUGUUCAACAGGGAAUGGAAGUUGUCUUAAUAGUUGUGAAGAGGGUUGGAGAGGAGCAUUAUGUUUGAUGGCAUCGUCCGAAUCGGUUAGUCGGGGGCUCACUGACGUCGAUAAAAGUCCCGUCACCGGAUUGUACGUAGCUAUUGGAGUCUUAGCAACACUUCUUGCCAUAACCUUCACAGUUCUAGCAUAUCUAAUCCGACAACAGAGAUACCAACCCUCACCGCAACAUGACAAUAAACCACCACUGAUAUUUGUAAAUCAUAGGGAAAUGGUGAAAACGCAUGGUUACGAUAAACCGGGCGUCAGAGAUGCAGACAACUGCCUAGAACUAUUACCCGCUGUCACUGACUAUCCGCAAGAGAAAGAACACGUCACAGACUCCGACUACAUUCACGCAGCACUUCGAUUUAAUUUGGUUCUUAAUUCAAGUCUGAGAGGGAAUGCGACGAUGAAUGAGAUAGCUUUCUAUGGUCAGGGAGCUUUCAAUGCAAUUGAUGGAGACACAGGUGUCCACAAACCAUGCGCCGCUAUGGACGUAUCAGGGGGAUACGGAAGUAUCUGGUGGAAAGUGUGGCUGCAGAAGAUUGUCAACAUUGCUGAAUUAAAGAUCUACUUUCAGCCUGCUACGAUAUAUCGGUCCACAGGGUUUUCAAUAUACGUGUAUGACAAUGAGUCCUACAUCCCUCCUAGUGAUGUGUCAGGAAGACUGGUGUAUCAACACGAUCCAACUACUGGUUGCCCGCCAUCACGAAUGACCAUAGUUGUAAAUAGAACAGCACAAGGCAUAGCUUACUAUAACACUAGACAGAGGGCAAUAAACUCCCCAUGCAUUGACAAAAGUCCAGACAUAAAAGUGGUUGUCAUUUGCGAAGUUGUGAUGCUACACGGUAUGGUCGAAAUUGCACGCAUGUGUGUGAUGAAAGCUGCCAAAACCAGCAAUGUGAUGUAUACAAUGGUGAAUGUAAAUAUGGCUGUAGUAAUCCGAAUCGGUAUGGAGCCCAUUGUGCAGAAUGUCAUAGCAAACAUUACAAGAAUGACUGUAGCGGGUUAUGUGGACACUGUAAGGAUGGAGAGCGAUGUCACAACUUCACUGGGCAUUGUAAUAAUGGGUGUCAACCAAAUUGGCAGGGAUCUUUCUGUCGAGAGAUACCGUGUAAAACUCCUCUACCCAAUAUUGUUUAUAGAAUGUGAUAGCAAUCAUUACAAUAGUGACUGUAGCGGGUUAUGUGGACACUGUAAGGAUGGAGAACUAUGUCACAGCAUCACAGGACAUUGUAUUCAUGGAUGUCGACCCAACUGGCAAGGACCCUUAUGUCGAGAAUGUGAAGUCGGGUUUUAUGGUCCAGGUUGUUCCCAGUCGUGUGGACACUGUAAGACAGGAACGCUCUGUAAUAACGUGACAGGGACGUGUCCAACAGGAUGUAAGGAUCAGUGGAGCGGAUCUAAAUGUGACGUGUGCAGCUCUUACAAAUAUGGACCCAACUGUAAGCUUGAUUGCGGGCAUUGCAAAGAUGGACGUCCUUGUUCGGCAGAAAAUGGUAGUUGUACCAAUGGUUGUAAAGAGGGGUGGAAAGGCAUAUCUUGCUUGACAGCAUUGACCAGAUCGGAUAGAUUGGGAGUCAUUAAAACUGAUAACAUCCCCGCCACUGGAUUGUACGUAACAAUUGGAGUCUUAUCAACAGUUUUUGUCAUUUCUGUGAUUUUGAACGGGGUCCUAUUACGUAUAGUCCGAAAACAGGGAAAACACUCACCACCGCCUCAUGAUAGCCAGCCACAGUAUUCUGUAAAUCAUAUCCAAAUGGAGGAAACGCAUGCUUACGACAAACUAGGAGUCAGAAGUAUAGGAGACUAUCAGGAACUCUCACCCGUUGUCACGGACCAACCUCCGGAAGAGAGACAUCUGUCAGACUCAAACUAUAUUAAUUCAACAUUACGAUAAAAGAGAAAUUAGAGUUUCCAAAUACACUAUUUUGAUAUUUACUGUCAUCCAUUUUCGUCUGUUGUCGUCUGUCAUCAUUUUCAGGUUCUCUUAAACUACUAAGCAUUUCUUUACCAAAUCUAAUGGAUAGCAUGUGUAGGGGAAAUGGAAAUCAAAUUGUGAAACUUAUUAUCCCACUCCCAGGGGCCAUGUAUUUCGAGUAAAACCUAUAAACCUGUACACAUUGAUACAAUAUUUAAAACAUUCUUCUCUACUCCUAAACGUCUAGCUGAAAAAUUCAGUACAUGACUAAAAUGAACAAGGGUGUAUAUGCCGAAAUUGUCACAGAGUCAGGGAUUGUGAUGCUAGGGUUGGACUUUAUUCGUCAUAAGUUGCAGGGAUUGUUUAAGAAUCUUCUUUGAUAAUGGACAGAUCAACAUAUUUGGAGUGUAUUCCUUACAUGUUAUGCUUCAACAUGUCCAUCAUCAUUGGAAAAUAAUUUGUGUUAACUGCAGUGAUUGAAUUUGAAAAGUGUGUGUACUGUGAACAUUUUGUUUGAACGUUUUCUGGCUAAUCAACUGAUUGUGAAUUCUAUGAUCCACUAUUUCGGGAUUCCGGGGUCCUGAAAGUUUUUUUUGCGCAUAUGCAUGUCAAUUGUUACCGAUAUUUGUCAAGUGCUCAUCGAAUAUAUACGUUGUAUUAUCACAAGAUUCCGUCGAUAGUUCGAUGUUGAUUCAAACUGAACUCAUUCUCGUACGACGUAAUUAAAAUCCAACAUCCCGGAAGUUAUCCGUUUACUCGAGGAACUGACAAUUAGUGAUAUAUUGACUUGAAAUGAUUUGAUUUUAAGUACUGGUAAUUAAAAUUAUGCUAUUUAUUUGACUGUUUAAUUAUUGAUUUACAUGUUUAAUUGAGUUACUGUAAUUUUGAUGUUGUAUGCCAUUGUUUUGUCCAUGCCAUGUAAUUUAUUUACAUUGCCAAUAUUACGUUAACAAUUACAAAGUUUAUAUGAUAACUUGAUUAAUGUUUCAUCUGCU
Molecule: messenger RNA, 3722 nt
Organism: Ostrea edulis (European flat oyster)
Lineage: Eukaryota; Metazoa; Mollusca; Bivalvia; Ostreida; Ostreidae
Exons: 17
Coding region: 1-2706 (901 amino acids)
Source: RefSeq, a predicted model, not a curated record